Gastrolobium bilobum is the source of this 1549-nucleotide messenger RNA. RefSeq lists its product as uncharacterized. Lineage: Eukaryota; Viridiplantae; Streptophyta; Magnoliopsida; Fabales; Fabaceae. The transcript has 2 exons. The record is from RefSeq and is a predicted model, not a curated record. The annotation marks the transcript as partial.
AUGGAAGAUGCAGCAUCAGCACCAACUCAAAGAGCAGUACCAAACCAGAAUACAACACCAGCACCAGAAUCCAAUCCCUAUUACCUACAUCCCAAUGAAAGCUCAUCGCUGGUCUUAGUAUCUCCUUCAAUGAAUGGAAAGAACUUCCACACAUGGCAAAGAUCAAUGCGUAUGGCACUCCUAUCCAAGAACAAGCUUGGUUUUGUUAAUGGAACAAUCAAGAAACUAGAUGAUGACAGUCCUCUAUUUGGUUCAUGGGAAAGGUGUAACACUAUGAUAAUUUCUUGGCUCAAUCGAUCCAUCUCAGAAUCCAUUGCACAAUCAGUGCUUUGGAUGGAGAAAGCAGAUGAUAUAUGGAACAACUUGAAAGACAGGUUUGCUCAAACUGAUAUGUUUAGAAUUUCUGAUCUUCAAGAUGAAAUUUUCAAAUUGCAGCAAGGAGACAAAUGUGUUUCAGAUUACUUCACCCAAUUAAAGAUUUUAUGGGAUGAAUUAGAAAGCUUACAGCCAAUUUUACCAUCUUGCGCAUGUGGAGCAGCAACACAAGUAAAGGAUACUCGUGAAAGGGACUAUGUAAUAAGAUUCUUGAAAGGGUUAAAUGACCAAUUUGAACAUGUGAGAGCUCAAGUAAUGCUAUUAGACCCUCUUCCAUGUGUUAACAAAGUAUUCUCAUUGAUUCUUCAGCAAGAAAGGCGCCUGAAAAUAGGAGUCCAAGAUUCACAAUCUUUCAUCAAUAUUGCUGAUCAUCCAAAUUUCAAUCAGAACUUCAACCAAGGUUUCAAUCAAGGAAGAGGCCAAGGUUUUAAUCAAGGAAGAGGCCAAGGUUUCAAUCAAGGAAGAGGUCGUGGAAAUAAGUUUUGCACAUAUUGCAAGAGAACAAACCAUACCAUCGAGACAUGCUAUCUCAAGCAUGGAUUUCCACCAGGAUACCAAACCAGAAGACCAUAUGCUGCUGCUGCUGCUACAAACUUUGUUUCACUAGAAUUUGAUGAUAGUGUACACAAUACUGAUCCAGAACCUGAACCAGAAUCUCUGAAUCUUGCCUUUUCAAAAGAACAACAUCAAGAAAUUCUGGAACUUCUACAAAGAUCAAAGCUGCCUCACUCAUCCAAUAUGAUUCAAACCCACUCAUCUGCUUUCAAUAUAGGUAACACAGUAUCAGGUAUAAAAUCAAACCAUUGGAUUCUGGACACUGGAGCUACAGAUCACAUCACAUAUAUUUUCUCUAAUCUUUCAUGUGUCCAAUCCAUAAAUCCCAUACACAUCACACUUCCAAAUGGCACUCAAAUUACCACAACACAAUCAGGCACAGCAAGAAUUUCUGAUUCUUUAGUUCUUAAAAAUGUUCUCUAUAUAUCAACCAACCAGACGAUUGGUUCAGCUAAACAAUUAGAUGGACUCUACAUAUUGAAGACACAUGAAGGAUCUGUAAAGAAAAGUUUCUGCAAUAAAGUGAACUCCAAUGAUGCAUUGAUAUGGCACCAAAGACUUGGUCAUCCUUCUGAACCAGUCAUGAAGACCAUGUCCAUCUACUUCCCUUUCAUUUCAU